AUGAGCGGCCUCAAGCGCUCUUUGGACGAGUCGUCUCAUGACGGGGACAAAGCCUCGCCUUCGGACUCGUCCGUGUCGACCGCGAAGCCUACAUCGCCCGCCGCGCCCUCGUCGUCGAGCUCCUUCCGCAACGUGAGCGCCUGCAACCGCUGCCGACUGCGCAAGAACCGAUGCGACCAGCGCCUGCCCUCGUGCGCCUCCUGCGACAAGGCCGGCGUUAAGUGUGUGGGCUACGAUCCCAUCACCAAGCGUGAGAUUCCGCGCAGCUAUGUCUUCUACUGCGAAACCCGAAUCGCAUACCUCGAAAACCUCCUGCGGGAGAAUUCCAUCCCCUUCCAGGACGCCGAAGACUUCAAUCCAGCCUUUGUGUCCAAUGGCGGCUCCGUCACACCACGACCCAUAUCCGCCGCACCGCCGCCUCGCAAUGGCAACAUCAACCCCACCGCCGCCCAGGCCAAGGAGGAGAGCGACAAGUACGAUCGCGAGAAGCUUACCAAGCUCGUGUCAAACAUUGGCAUGGUCUCGGUGCAAGGCGCCAGUGACCCGAGAUAUCUGGGCUCAACAUCUGGCAUAUCCUUUGCACGCGUAGUGUUUGCUGCCGUCAAGAGCUCUGUAUCCGGCUCUUCUUCUGAGCGCGGGAGCAAUCGGGGAGCCAAAGCGGCGACCAAUGUCGUGGACAGCGGCACCUCGAUGCGCGACUCCUUCUUUGGACUCCAGACCAAACCCACCAUAAGGCAGGCGCCCUUCCCGGACCGGGAGCUUGGUUCGCGCCUUGUUGAGCUGUACUUUGAGCACGCAAACCCACAAAUCCCAAUCUUGCAUCGGGGCGAGUUCAUGGUCAUGUUUGAGCGUGUGUACGCUUCGGGUGAACGGCAUCGUACUUCACGAGAGUCGUACAUGCUCAACAUUGUGUUUGCCAUAGGUGCUGGCAUCAUCUUGGGUAGCUCCGACUCUGAGGGCUCGCCGACGUCGGAUCAUGGCCGCUCACCAACAAAGUCACGGUCAUCACCACCAAGCAGCAAGAAGCGGCGACUUGCAGGCCACCAGCAUCAGCCCGAGGAGUACCACGCGUCCGCAAUCGUGCACCUGGAGAAUUUCCUGGGUUCCUCACCCGCUGCGGACCGUCCCGACGGCUUCGGCGGCGGCCUUGAAGAACUACAAGCUGUGCUACUGCUCGCAGGGUUUGCUCUGCUGAGACCCGUCGCCCCUGGCUUGUGGUACAUUGUCGGUGUUGCCGUCCGUCUUGGAGUGGACCUAGGGUUGCAUUACGAGGACGGUGUGGGUAUCGACGGGGCGGGUGCGGAAGACCAAACCGCCGGAACCGCGUUCUUCAAAUCCGAAGGCAACGGGAAUACGACAGCUGCCAGCGGCGGGAACCCUUCCAAAAUAGACGCCAAGGAAAGAGGUCGCAGACAGUGGGUCAGGGACCUGCGGAGACGCCUGUGGUGGUGCGUCUACUCGCUGGACCGGCUAGGUAUUACAGACCAGAUUGUGACUACCGAGUUUCCUUCGCUUCUCGAUGAUCGCUAUAUCACUAAAGAAGGAUUCCUGGAACCGCCAGUGCACCAGGAAAAGCCCACGUACAAGAUUGUAGCCCAUCACUACUUCCGGCUGAGACUACUGCAGUCUGAAAUUUUGCAAGUCCUACAGCACCGACAGGCACAACAGGCAAGAGCAAGCGGUGCAAACCGAAGCAAUGAGUUUAUGCACACAAAGUUGCCUUCGCCCUUCCUGAUCAAUUUUGAGUCUUUCCGCGCAUGGCGCGUGGACAUCGACAGGCGAUUACUGGAAUGGAAAGACUCGGCGCCAACACAGAUGGACGCUGGUGUGCAGUUUUCACCGCUGUUCCUAGAGCUCAACUAUUGGCAAGCGUUGAUCAUGCUGUACCGGCAGAGCUUGGUCGUCCCCUCUGGUCUGCAAGAAGAACUGGGCAAUACUGGCUCCGACAUGGGAAGCCCCUCAAUGAGUAAUCUUGAGGAACGUGAAGACGAAGACCUGGUUUUCCUCAAGGUAGCCGAAGCUGGCCAGAAGGUUCUGAAGCUGUACCGACAACUGCAUCGUGUGCACCUUGUCAACUACACCUUCCUUGCAACCCAUCAUCUUUUCAUGGCUGGCAUCUCAUUCCUCUAUGCAGUGUGGCAUAGUGUCCACGUACGCAGUUUAUUGUCCCUUGACGACGUCGACUUUACCGUCCUUGCCGCAACAUCCGUACUGGGUGACCUCGUUGACAAGUGUCCGCCAGCAGAAGCAUGCCGCGACGCAUUCGAUCGGAUGAGUAAAGCCACCAUUCAGAUGUGCAUGUCCACGACAGGCUUUGGACCUCAGGCUCUGCGGUCACUCCCGCAAGCACAACAGUACCCAACACAGACUUCGCCAACCACUGCAUAUAGAUCUGCAGCCGAUACAGAUGCCAGGUCAGAUACUGAAAUGCAAGGUUAUGGAGCAAGGAAUACAGGCGGCUUCUUUAGCCACCAACAGCAACAGCAGCAACAGCGUCGACCAGUGCCACGCUUCGACAUGAACCUCAAGGAUCUUUUCUCAGAUGACGAGACAGACAAGCGGUCUUUCAGCCGCGUGAGCAACCAGGUCAACGCCAUGCGGCCCCCUCCUGCACCAAUGAAAACCGAACAACAAAUGCAGCCCUUCACAGCCGACUUGAAAAUUUCCCCACAACUCCGCAGUACCCACCAACAACAGAACAGCUUCUUCGCUGCAAGUCCAAAUAUGACUAGCCCGAACCAACAAAACGCCUUCUCCACCACACCACCUGCCAACCCACCCAUGCCCUCACCAUACCAGAUUAGCAACCAGGUGCCUUACAACAGCUUUGCGCAGAAUGUCACGUCCAGUUAUCCCGAUCUAGGUUUCUCAGACUUGGAUUUCUUGGAUAGCUUCCCUGUGCAGGGCGCAAGCAGCGGGACAGAUGCAGGCAGUGGUGGAGUACAAGAUAUAGGGAUUGGGUUCGGAAUGGGCUUUGGUGAUGGGACACAUGAUUGGAGUGAUGGUAAUGGAUUGGACCUUUUCGACGGAUUCUUCUUUGGACCUGGAGGUACUGGCGGUACGGGUAUGUGA
This is a messenger RNA of Alternaria postmessia, 3072 nucleotides long. RefSeq lists its product as uncharacterized. Gene Ontology annotation, molecular function: DNA-binding transcription factor activity, RNA polymerase II-specific; sequence-specific DNA binding; zinc ion binding. The record is from RefSeq and is a predicted model, not a curated record. NCBI's taxonomy places the organism in Eukaryota, Fungi, Ascomycota, Dothideomycetes, Pleosporales, Pleosporaceae. The transcript is spliced from 6 exons. The coding region runs from base 1 to 3072 and encodes 1023 amino acids. Gene Ontology annotation, biological process: DNA-templated transcription; positive regulation of transcription by RNA polymerase II.